UCCAGAUCGACACUACAACAUGAGCACAUGUGUUGUGACCCGCGUGUGCUUGUUGCUGAUGAUGAGAGACUCGACUCGGUGCCAGAAUGUUCACCGCGGUGAGUUAGUUGGAGGAGGAACGUGACACAGGAAAGCGACCAAGGGCCCAUCGGCGAUAAACCAGAUGGCAUCAACUGACGAUAGCAAGUGGCCGCCUUGGCAGCUGACGGCCCCUCAUGUGGUGCUGCCUCGAGAACCCGACGCGCUUUCCAGUUUCAGGUGGACCAUGGAUGAACCAGUCAGACUCGAUUGUCAACGCUGUUCUUGGCCAUCGGGGGCAGGGAACAUGGCGCCAAUGAAGCCUCAUGAGGCCCAACACCAGCGUGGGAUGGUCGCCGGCUGCCGUCCCUUACAAAUACUAUAUCCUGCUUUCCUGGCCAUCUUCUUCUCUUGUGUUGGAGGUUUUCCGGCUGAUGGCUCUGCAUUUUCGCAGUCCUUGAAUCAUCUGGUCGUCCGUCUCAAAGUCGAGAUAGACGAUGUGACAGGCGGGGGGCAUGGGCUGAGAGGCACUGCACUAACAUGGCAGCACCGCCCUCUUCGGGGAGUUGUGCUAGCUAGGCACCAGCCUCAGCUCACUUACUAUCUGUUGGACUGGUCAGGUCGGGUCGUCUCUUCUUCGUCGCGUUUCGAUUGAUGACUCUCUCCCCCCCUCUCUUACACUUUCCCCUCUUCUCUCUCGCCCUGUUCUGAGCUUCUCUGACCCCUGGCGCACACAUCUUGUCUGACAUUGCAAAGAAAACGGCCCGGAGCUCUUGUUCUUCCAUCUUGUUCGGCGAGGCUGAGACUAAGGUGUCCCAUCAGGAGGCUUGCUCUUCCACCUGCCCUCGUCUCGUCCGUUCAUCUGACAACCUAUUGAUGGUCAUUCUGCAACAAUAGCAAUUAUGGCUCCUUGAACACGACAAUAACUUGUUUUUG
This is a messenger RNA of Neurospora hispaniola, 954 nucleotides long. RefSeq lists its product as uncharacterized. The transcript has a single exon. Bases 164 to 673 code for a protein of 169 amino acids. NCBI's taxonomy places the organism in Eukaryota, Fungi, Ascomycota, Sordariomycetes, Sordariales, Sordariaceae. The record is from RefSeq and is a predicted model, not a curated record.